Molecule: messenger RNA, 279 nt
Organism: Brenthis ino (lesser marbled fritillary)
Lineage: Eukaryota; Metazoa; Arthropoda; Insecta; Lepidoptera; Nymphalidae
Source: the annotation of a GenBank genome assembly
AUGACACGCCGGGCCGCCAAUAUGUUUGUGUGUAUUAGAUUAGAUUUAUUCGACUGGGUCACGCACACUAGCGCCGCGCUACCCCGAAGGGGGUGCAUCGUCGUGGGGGCGCACCACUACACUCGCAGCGCCACCACCGCCCGCCAGAUGGUCGCACACACGCACGCCGCGAAAGGGAAAGCUACACUGUGUAAACAAAUCGCAGGAGUAAGUGCCGUCCCUCUCGGUUACAAAGCCGGUGUGUGUCACAUGAUUGUGUGCUGUCGACACGAUCCGACG